AUGGGCUUUGAUACGAGGUUAUUGGAGGUAAAAUACCUCUAUUUUCCCAAUCCUUAUGUCUACUAUAACUUCACAAAUGAGACAACGAUUGCAAGUGAUGGACAAAGAGUGCUUUAUGGUGCCUCGAAAUUCACCUUAGCCGUCAUCUUGUUCAUCUUUGAGAUCGCUUAUUUGAUGACAUUGAAACGUCGAAAAGGCUAUGGAUCAAACUUCUCAUUCACACUUCUCUUCUACAUUGGAAUUGCGGACUUUUUCCAAUUACUUGCCCAUAUUGCGAGUGCUUUUAUGUUGAUGACAUUGAUGAGCAGUUCGGAGUAUACUUAUCUGAUGGGGUCAUUCCUCGAAGCUGGUUUCUUUAUCACCGGCUAUAUGACAAUGGCUCUUCCCAUUCACCGAGCCAUGCAUAUCAUCUUUCCGACUACCAUCGAGAAAUACAUUAGACCAAAUAUGUUAAAAGGAGUUCUUGUCCUUUAUCUCAUUUUCGCUAUCAUUUCGUUUGGAUAUUUUUGGAACAGUGAUGCCGGCAUUGCUUACAUUCCUGAAUCGGUUUAUUGGGGCUUCACUUACAACCGAAACAAGACCGAUCUCAACACCUAUAUGAGAAUUGUCGAGGAAUGGAGUGUCCUUGCGCCAAUCGUUGUCGGAGCCAUAUUCUAUGCGCUCAUCAUUUUCACAAUCUGCUACAAGGUCGGCAAGUACAAGACACGGGAAUUACGAUUGACAGCUCAGAUUUUCGCCGUUUUGAUUGUUUGCACAAUUUGCUACGUGAUGUGGUACAAAUUUCUCGACGCGGUGAGUAGAAAU
Messenger RNA from Mesorhabditis belari, 804 nucleotides. NCBI's taxonomy places the organism in Eukaryota, Metazoa, Nematoda, Chromadorea, Rhabditida, Rhabditidae. The record is from the annotation of a GenBank genome assembly.